Messenger RNA from Neurospora hispaniola, 4011 nucleotides. Its product is annotated as P-loop containing nucleoside triphosphate hydrolase protein. The transcript has 4 exons. Gene Ontology annotation, molecular function: helicase activity. Gene Ontology annotation, cellular component: nuclear RNA-directed RNA polymerase complex. The record is from RefSeq and is a predicted model, not a curated record. Gene Ontology annotation, biological process: regulatory ncRNA-mediated heterochromatin formation. The coding region runs from base 1 to 3624 and encodes 1207 amino acids. Lineage: Eukaryota; Fungi; Ascomycota; Sordariomycetes; Sordariales; Sordariaceae.
AUGGCCAACCGCGACGAGUGGAUUCAACUGAGCGCUACGAGAGACGAGAUCGUCCGUAGCAAUAUUUUCGUCAAGCUUGAAGAUGGAGACGGAUGGAAGUCAAAACCCGAAAUUCCCACGGCCAAGGAAAUCCUUCUACUCCAGAAAGAGGCCGAAGGUCUGCCUGAAAAUGAUGUAAGGCAGCCCUGGAAAUCCAAAGAGGACUACUUGAAGGCUCAGUACGAGAUCCUUCGUCGUGAGGGCACUGAAGGUUUGCGAUUCGCUGUCAACAAAUACAUCUACAACAAUAACCACGGACUGCGCCAGGAUGACGAUCAGCACAUGUUCGUUUAUACCCAGGUUCGCAUCAAGUCGUACAUCAUGACAACACUAGGACCUCUUGCGCGUGUUGAGUUCAUGCCGCAGCGAGCCAUCAAAUGGCUGAAGUCCGGUCGCCUAAAACCCGGCAGUCUUCUUGCCCUCACCACCAAAGCCGACAAGUUCAAGACCAUCUGCAAGGUCGCCGUGGUUGCCCAAAGACCGUACCUGCUUGGACUUGAUCAAACCCCUCCACUCGUCGACCUCAUGUGGGGCAACCCAGAAGAUGCCGUCUUCGAUUGUGAUCUUGAACUUGUUAUGAUUGAGGCUCAACACGGCUAUUUUGAAUCCUCGCGUCAUUCUUUGGUCGGCCUGCAACUGGCUGCGCAGGCAGAUCACAGGGAAAAUGAGACACCAAGCUUCAUAUACCAAAGCCCUAUUAUGGACUUCACUUCUGUUGUGCGCCAACCCCUUGCGGACCUUGAGAAGCUCAAAUCCCUGCGCGAGUUCAAUGUACUCUCUGGACUCCUCCCAAAAGAUGUGGAAAGUAUCAGCUUUCUCGACGCCUCGCAACUAUCCGCUCUUCAUCGAAUGGUCUCCAAGGAGCUUGCCAUCAUCCAAGGCCCUCCCGGAACGGGGAAAACUUUUACCUCGGUGGAGGCAAUCAAAGUCAUGCUUGCGAGUCGCCGGAAGCGUCCAGGACACAACCCGCCCCUCAUUGUCGCUGCGCAGACAAAUCAUGCCUUGGAUCAGCUGCUUGGCCAUUGUCUUGAGGCGAACGCAAGGAUUCUGCGUCUUGGCUCAAGAAGUGAGAGAGAAGACAUGAGGCCUUACAGCUUGUAUGAGAUGCGCCGCAAAUGCUCCCGUGGUGGGGGUGGAAAGCGGUUCAGGGAACUGGAGGAUGACCGUCAUACCAACAUCGACAGAGUAGAGGCGCUGGUCAACAGUGUUUUUGGGGACAGUCUCAUCGACCCACGCCAGCUUCAUGCACAUGGCAUCAUUACCGAAGCGCAGCUGGAGUCUUUGUACGAUGAUGAAAUGGAGACAAGCCCGGAGUUGGAGAAGCUUGGUCCCUUUUCCUUAUGGUUGGGAGACUCACGAAUCCCGGCUCGGAUCGUUCGCGACAGGCAGCCUCUCAUAUCCGAAACAUUGGAAGCUGACGAGGACUUCGAUUAUGAGCGCGACGUAGAGAACAUCGCGUACGAUGAAGAAGACGCAGACAGGAUAAACGGCAAGGAAAUCAAAUUGAUGCAUAUAUGGACCGGAAAAGAGCCUGGACACUUCAAAAGCUGGAAUCAUCGUGCACAACGCUUGCUCAGAGAGAAUGAUAACCUCUUUGAUAUACCCCAAGACUGGAGGGGUGCAGUUUACCAGCAUCUCCAGUCCAAACUGGUGCAAGAAACCACUCCGACGCUGGCUGGGCUGCUGGCCAAAUACGUUGAGAUAUGCAAGCGGCGCAGAGCACUCAAAGCCCGGCAAGAUAUUGACAUGGCCUUCUCACAAGAUAUUGCGGUCAUCGGCUGCACAACAACCGGCCUUACAAAAUACCGCGCGUUUCUGGCCGGGCUACAGCCCAAAACCCUGCUUAUCGAAGAAGCUGCCGAAACAAGGGAAGGCAACAUUACCUCGGCCCUGUACCCUUCCCUUCAGCAGCUCGUUCUGGUUGGUGACCAUGCACAGAUGUCGCCCCGAUGCGACAUUCGAUGGCUCGGUCAACAUCCUUACAACUUGAACGUCUCUCUGUUUGAAAGGCUUAUCAACCUUAACAUGAAUCACAUCAUGCUCAAUCAACAGCGCCGCAUGCGGCCGGAGCUGAGACACAUAGUCUCUCCAUUCUAUAAUAACCUACUCGACCACCCCAGUGUUCAAUCUCCGCAAGCACGUCCGGAUGUCCCUGGGAUGGGUGGGCGCAAUUGCUGGUUUUUCGAUCACGAAUGGAUUGAGCGAACGAAUUCUGACAACAGCAAACUCAACGACCAAGAGGCUGAGAUGAUCACCCUCUUCUUUGUGUAUCUUGUGUCUAAUGGUGUGUCUAGUGAAAAGAUAACCAUUUUGACAUACUAUAGGGGCCAACGAAGUCUUCUCUUGAGAAGACUAAAAGGGCAUCCAUCGCUCACUGGCUGUUACUUCAACGUUUUUACAGUGGACUCGUACCAGGGUGAAGAAAAUGAUGUUGUUCUCUUGUCUCUGGUGCGUAGCCCUGACCCAGUCUAUGGGCGCAACAUCGGCUUUCUUGACAACCCACACCGAGCUGUGGUUGCUAUCAGUCGCGCUCGGCAAGGGUUCUACAUAUUCGGCAACGUCAAUAACUUACUCGAGGCUAAAACCGAAUCUUCGUUUCUAUGGGGUCUUAUUUUCAAUAGAUUCGCCGAUCAGGGCAUGGUCAACCGAGAACUUGGGCUUCCUCUGGUUUGCCAGAAUCAUGGAAAUGAAAUCUGGAUCAAGGAGCUAGAGGAUUGGGCUGACAAUACUGGUGGCUGUCACGAAAGAUGUCGAGAGACUAGGCCUUGCGGCCAUCCUUGCACUCUAAGAUGUCAUGCUAUCGCGCAUGAAAAUCUUCCCUGCAGCAGCCCAUGUUUCCAAAUCGUUCCUGAAUGUGGGCAUCCUUGUCACGGCCUUUGCGGUGAAAGAUGUUUCCACGACUGUGAGCGCUUCAGGCAAGCAAAAGCGUCGGUCAAGCAAGCGCAGAGGCAAGGUACAGACUCACCAAAGGGCAAGACCAUCGAAUCUCUUUUACUCCAGCAUGGCGCUCACGACUUUGGGCAUGAGGAGCCAGUCAAGCGCAAAAGUAUUGUAUCGACGGGAAGUCCUGGUCGUGGGCUUUAUAGUCAUUUCGGGGAGCUGCCAUUGCGUCCUAUUGGUGACAAUUGGAAGAAUGCCGAAGCCGUGAUCCAGCAACAGGACAGAAAGCUUGACAAAGAACUUGCAGAGAGGAACGAGAAGUGGCUCAGCCAGACUCAUCAUGUGCAAGAUCAAUGGAUGCCAACGGGCGUCACGGCUUCCGGGACUCGUAUUCGUGCUGGUCCAAUAAUCACUCAAACCCUCCAGCUUCUAAGCGACUUGCCGGCCAUGACCACCACGACCACCACAGCCGCUGUGACGGCUGGUUCUGGGAGCCAUUUGCGUACUGGCUCUGGUACUGGUCCAAUCUUUGCGCCCACACUGAAUCAGUUCCCCAACACCGCCCCUAUCGCUCAGCCUGAGCUUCUAAUUCAACUAGAGCAAGACGACUAUGCGGUCUCUGUGUCUAAUAUGAAACAGACAAUAGGAGAUUUGGAGAAUGAUGGAGAAAAGGACUGGUUGAUUGACUUUGAGGAACCCGAAUAGGGAGUCGCUACUUCUGAGGCUCAAGGGGCAUGCGUGUGUGUUCAGCGAUAUUGGCCUCUCCCAGGCUUUUGACCACACCAUCGCACUGUUCAGAGAACAUUAUGACGAUAACAUAGGCCCUCAAUUCUUACAAAGGCAAGGGCAUCCGUUUUUAGGUGGUUGAGAUCUCUUCUAUGUCUGGACCACCGACGACCUCACUGUCAGCUUGAGGUAAGCAGGGAAAGAGAAUAGGAGAAAAGGAAGUGGACAUUCAGAGGCGACAAAAGGAGAUGCGCGGCAACGCAACUGAACGCGGAGACGACGGCGGGGGCCCCAGGCAGAGUUCUCUUUUCUUCUCAACGGUCUAUCACCUUGAAAACCGUCUGUCUGGAGAUAGGGUUUAAUGGC